Messenger RNA from Chara braunii, 2967 nucleotides. The record is from the annotation of a GenBank genome assembly. NCBI's taxonomy places the organism in Eukaryota, Viridiplantae, Streptophyta, Charophyceae, Charales, Characeae.
GAGACGAGAGUACGACGUGAAGAUUGAAAGAAGUACGAAGGAGCUCUAAUCGAACAGAAGAAAGAGGCGGGUUGAUUGUAGGACAAGGACGAGUGAGUGGGGUGAACGGAAGUGGGCGCAAUGGACCAAAACGACCAAGGUGGUGGAAACAACCAAGGAGGAGGUGGUGCUGGGUGGAAUGGGGGCGGAGGUGGGGACUGGGGACCACCACCACCAUGGUGGGGAAACGGGAACGGGGGUGGUAAUGGGGGAGGGAACGGCGGAGGCAACACGUGGGGAGGAGGAGGUAAUGGACCAUUUGGAGGUGGGAAUUACAACGGCUGGAACAACGGGGGAUAUGCACCAAGGAGGCAAGUGCGUUGCUAUAAUUGUGGCCAGUUCGGGCACUAUUCACGUGACUGCCCGAUGCCGAGGCAAGGGGGUGGCAAUUUCUACGAAGGAGGGAAUGGGCAACAAGGAGGAACUGGAGGUGGAGGGAAUGGCGCUGACACUCAAGUAGCCGGAACCGGGGUGGCUACAACACUAGUCGUCAAACUUAGUAAGGAGCUUGAAGAGUCGUUCGGCGCUAUGGCUUCUUUUUUUAAGUUAUCGUUAGAUGAGAAGAAUAGAGCGGAAGCAGCGAAGAAGGAAGAGGAGGAACGGAAGAAACUUGACGAACAAGAGAGGAUUGAAAAAGCUGAGAUUACGAGAGCUGAGCUGGCAAAGAAAGAAGAGGAAGAGAAGAAAGAGGCGACAUUCGGAAAUUUUAAUGAGGAGAUACACGACAUGGUUAAUAAAGAAGGGAAAAAAGUUAUGGAGGGGGAUGGGUGCGAAGAAUGGGAGGAAGAGGAGGAGGAGGAAGAGGAACAGGAGGAACUGGCGGCGUCAAGGAGACGAAAGAGAGUACCCGCACAGGAAAGGAGAAUGGAUAAUGGCUCUCCGAACGAAACUCCUCCGAAGGCAGCACGUGGGAACUGUUCACGACAACCCGUUUUCCAAGUUGCCUCACCAGUGGAGCAGGAGAGGAAAGGAAGGGGUCGACCCAAGAAGAAGGAUGCGGGCUCCUUGAUUAUGGAUCCAUGGGGUGGAGCACCGUGCUCGGCCGACUUCAGGAAUAGGUGCCACGUCAGCAGUGGAGAUCAGCUGUGCCACGUCAGCAGUGCCACGUCACAGUGCCAAGUCACAGUACCACGUCAGCAGUGCCACGUCACAGUGCCAGAUCAGCAGUGCCACGUCCGCAGUGCCAGAUCAGCAGUGCCACGUCCGCAGUGCCAGAUCAGCAGUGCCACGUCCGCAGUGCCAGGUCACAUUGCCACGUCARACAUAGUGCCACGUAAGCAUGCCACAUCAGCAGUGACACGUAAGCAGCAUUGCCACGUCAGCAACAUGACGGGYCUGCCAGRCCAACUGGCCAAUGAGACCAUUGCCGCCUACAAGCAGCGUUGCCUGGCUCAGAUAGAGGCUGAGGAACAACGCCUGCUGGCAGUCGAGGCUGCCCGCMUACAAGCUGAAGAGGCAGCAGCAGCAGAGAAACUGCGGCUACAGGCCGAUGCAGAAGUAGAUGCCCAGGCUCGCCGAAAGGAAGCCCAGGAUCUGCUGCAGCGGCAUGAGGCCAACAGCAUCGACAGACUCAAGUACUGGCAUUUUCAACCGAACGGCGACGAUGCAACACCGGAAGAAAAGCACAAGGAGUUCCUCUCCAAACUCGUGACGCGGUUGUUGUAUGCUUGCAACUACCAAAGGUCAGAGUUGGAGAGACAGCACCGGGACCUGACGCAACAGCAUCAGGAGUUGGCGACGCUCCGCCGCACAGUGCAGAGCCACGAGGAUGCAACUCGGGCACUCAAUGCCCGAUUGUUGGACCUGGAACAGGCUGUACCAGGACCAGCUGCUGAAGCUUCCAGCAGUGCACCCUCAAGCCGCCAACUUGAGGACCCCGUUGACCACGUAGUGGCAAUGCUCGGCGACAUCAGCACCUUCGCUGCGCCGACCACCACCAUCAGCAGUCAGCUGCAUACAUUGAAGACCGAGGUCCAGAAGCUGCAGUCGACGAACGCGGACGACAAUCCGAAGAUGUACAAGAUGCCAACUUUCAACCUGGAGAGGUUCGACGACUACACGCAGCAGGAUCCCUUCUUCUCUAAGUUGGAUCUCAAGUCAGGGUACCACCAACUCGAGAUUCGCAAGAAGGAUCGCUACAAGACCGCGUUCAAGACUCGGUAUGGGCAUUUCGAAUGGCUGGUCAUGCCAUUUGGCCUUACGAAUGCCCCAGCCACUUUCCAAGCGGCUAUGACGACGGAGUUCCGCCACAUGCUGGAUCGUUUCGUACUUAUGUACCUCGACGACAUUCUGGUUUACAGCCGGAGUCUGGACGACCAUGUGGAACACCUGCGCACCGUUUUGGAGCGGCUACGACAGGCCAAGUACAAAGCAAACCGCGACAAGUGCGAGUUCGCACAGCAGGAGCUGGAGUACUUGGGACACUAUGUGACGGCGCAAGGCAUCCGUCCGCUUGCGGACAAGAUCGAGGCCAUCCGCGUAUGGCCCGAGCCCACCAACACCACGGACGUUCGUUCAUUCAUGGGGUUGGCAGGCUAUUAUCAGCAUUUCAUCACCGGAUACUCAAGGAUUGCCGCACCUCUGACGAGACUACAAUCGCCAAAGGUGCCAUUCGUAUUCGAUGACGACGCGUGCCAGGCUUUCCAAGCACUCAAGCCGCGCCAGUACAAAGUUACAUUCAGAGCAUGCGAUCCCGACGACACUCCGUGGAUUUCAGGAGCAGAUUUGAAAGCGUCUGCACCGCUGAUCUACGCUCACGACGAGCGACAGAGUUGACGGCGGCAGCAUUUCUUAUUGUUUCAAAGGCGAAUAAGGUGGACGUCACUAUGGGCGAAAUAUGUGUGGCCUUGCAUGUCCGCAUGAGCACCAUGAAGCUCAGGUUCCGAGAACUUAGGGUAUGGAUGGGCUGGGUCCAUCCCCCUUUCAAGU